Hippopotamus amphibius kiboko is the source of this 438-nucleotide messenger RNA. It is a transcript of the gene LITAFD, whose product is annotated as LITAF domain containing. The record is from RefSeq and is a predicted model, not a curated record. The transcript is spliced from 4 exons. NCBI's taxonomy places the organism in Eukaryota, Metazoa, Chordata, Mammalia, Artiodactyla, Hippopotamidae. Gene Ontology annotation, biological process: regulation of cytokine production. Bases 1 to 438 code for a protein of 145 amino acids. Gene Ontology annotation, molecular function: zinc ion binding.
AUGGGGGCCUCCCGGGACCAGCCCUUAGCCACUCAGAGCUUGGAACCCGAUGCUGCCCCGACACCAUUGCUGGAACAGAGGACCUCCUGGGCCCCAAGAGGGAACCAAUUCCAAGGGCCUCCUCCUCCUUACCCUCCUCCGCCUCCAGGACUUGGAGCACCUCCACCAUCGUACGUUUACCCAGAACCGUUCACCAGCGCACCUAGGCUGCUGUCUCCAGUUUCCGUAAGGUCCGUGUGUCCGUACUGCGGGAACCACAUCAUCACGGUGACCACCCCGGUCCCCGGCACCCUCACCUGGCUUCUGUGCACCGGCAUCUUCAUGGCCAGGUGUUUCAUGGGCUGCUGCUUCAUCCCCUUCUGCAUGGACAGCUUGAUGGACGUGAGGCACACAUGCCCUGUGUGCCGCCAGGAGCUCUCCCGCUACAAACGCCUGUGA